Panthera uncia (snow leopard) is the source of this 2005-nucleotide messenger RNA. RefSeq names its product RNA polymerase I subunit G (gene POLR1G). The record is from RefSeq and is a predicted model, not a curated record. Gene Ontology annotation, biological process: transcription by RNA polymerase I. Lineage: Eukaryota; Metazoa; Chordata; Mammalia; Carnivora; Felidae. The transcript has 3 exons. Bases 61 to 1500 code for a protein of 479 amino acids.
GUCGUCCACGGAGCUCCUGAGGCUCCGGCGGCUGGGUCUGAGGGAGGCACGGGUCCGGGGAUGGCGGGGACCCCGUCCGGCGGUGCUGCUCAGUUCUCUUGCCCCCCCAACUUUACCGCGACGUCCCCAACCUCAGAGCCCACCCGUUUCUCUUUGGAAGUGUUAACAGACCCAGAUACGGAACUGUGGCUUAUCCAGGCCCCUGUAGACUUCGCCCCAGACUGCCUCAACGGGCGGCUAGUGCCUCUCUCUGGCUCCCAGAUUGUGAAGGGCAAGUUGGCAGGCAAGCGGCACCGCUACCGGGUCCUCAGAAGCAGCGGUCCCCAGGCUGGAGGAGCAAUCCUGCUGGCUCCCUCCGUGGCGGCAGGGGGGGGACUCACCUGUGCCCCAGCCCCCCAGGGCAGCCUGAGGAUCUUUGAGGGUUCCCAGGAAUCCCCACCAGGGACCCUGCUGCAGCCUAUUCCAACGAGCCCCCCGCCACAGAUCCCCCCUGACCUGAGACCCCGGUUCUGUGCCUUUGGAGGCGGCCUACCAGUAACAGGGCCUGGGUCAGCCUUGGCACUGAAGUCACCCGCCUCAAAAAAGAGGAAAAAGAAGAGGCAAAUACCAGAGGCCCCAGCUCCCCAGGAGGCAGUGAAUGGGCUGGGGGCCCUGGCGGUGGACACAGCUUUGGGGUCCCCCGAUGUGGCGAAGAAGAAGAAGAAGAAAAAGCAGGAGCCGCCAGAACUAGAGGUGAUGGAGCUGGUGACAGCCGAACCUGCGGCCAAGAUGCCGGAGCCUCCGGAAGCGCUGUUCCCAUCAUCCACCACCAGGAAGAGGAAGAGGCUGAAGGGGACAGAAGAGAGGGAGCCUGGGGAAAGGAUGCCGAUUGAGUCUCAGCCGCAGUUGAAGGAGGAGCCACGGGAGGAAGCCGUCCCACUGCCAUCUUCGAAGAAGAAGAAGAAGAAGAAAGACAAGGGGCACAAAGUCAUGAUGGAGCCGGGGACUGAUGAGGCUCUAGAGCUGGAGAGGAGGCCUCUGGAACUCCCAGGGGAGAUGAUAGAGCCUGAACCACCACAAGAAGUUGAGCUUCAGGCUGAGGCAGCUCCAACACCCGCCAAAAAGAGGAGGAAGAAAGAAAAACAGCAAGACGUGACAGUGGAGCCAGGGGCAGAGGCGGUGGAGCCUGAGUUGCCAGGUGACCUUGAGGGUCAGGCGGCUCUAGCAUCCACCAAGAAGAAGAAGAAAGAACGGGGGCUCAGAGCAACUGAGCCGAGGACUGAGGUUACGGACCCACAGGGUGAGCCGAUGGAGCCUGAGCUUCCGGAAGAGCGUGAACCUGAGGCAGGGGCAGAUCCAGCAUCUGCUAAGAAGAAGAAGAAACGGGGCCGGGAAAGCGGGGUGCCAGAGGUAGCACCCCGGGAGGAGAUGCCAGAGCUGCCGCGGGGUCCAGAGCCUGGGGAGGUGGCUUCCACAGGCCGGGAGAAGAAGUUGAAGAGGCUGCAGCCGGAUCCUGUGUAGCCUCCCCCAGGGAAACUGACGACUGUGGUCAAGAAAAGCUGGAGGGGCGCCUGGGUGGCUCAGUCGGUUGAGACUCUUGAUUUCGGCUCAGGUCACGAUCUCGCGUUUCAUGAGAUCGAGCGCCGCAUCAGGCUGUGCACCGACAGUGUGGAGCCUGCUUGGGGUUCUCUGUCUCCUCUCCCUCAAAAUAAAUACACUUUAAAACAAAAAAAAAGAAAGAAAGAGAAAGGAAAAGAAAGGGGAAGAAAAGAAAAAAGCCGGAGGUGACCGCCUGGGCCAGCAGAGAGCGAGAACAGAGAACCCCUUCCCGAUGACGGCGCCGCCACACCAGAAGCAGCCCGAGCCUGGAAAAUGCUUUAUUGUUACAACGAGGGCCUCUCUGGCGGCUGGGGUCAUCGGGGCACUUUCAAGAAGGGCUCGUGUAGGACAUCAAACAGCCUCCGGGCCUGUGUGAGAGCAAGAAAGAAACAAGGAACUGGUCAUUAAAUGAGCCAUCUGCUUGCUA